Ornithodoros turicata is the source of this 794-nucleotide messenger RNA. RefSeq lists its product as uncharacterized. The record is from RefSeq and is a predicted model, not a curated record. Lineage: Eukaryota; Metazoa; Arthropoda; Arachnida; Ixodida; Argasidae. Bases 179 to 598 code for a protein of 139 amino acids. The transcript has 6 exons.
UUUUUCUCGGAAGUCUAUGCUAAUGAGUGGGGUGAUACUGUACCCCAUGAUACCUUGAGACUCCUAUAUAAAUACGUUCCUGCACGUAGCAUUCAGUACACGGACUUCUAUAACUGCCUCCAGACAGGAAGUCUUUUUCGUUGCUGUUUUCCUGAGGUUCUGCAGAAGCGACAGUUCGAUGACAUCGAAGGCAACACUUACCGCGUGCCUUGCACUGCUGUUGGCGGCCGUUGCACAAUGUGCAGUUUCAUCGUCACGUCUCCAAGACGACAGAGAAGAGCAGGCGGUCGCGGCAGAUGUGGUGGAGGACGUCUCUGAGGAGAAAACCAAAGAAAUCGGCGUGCUGGCACAAAGAACGGGAUUCGUGCUGAGCCGGCAAGGAACUGACUUGGAACAACUUGCGCAGGAGGAGGAAGCCACAUACGCAAUCCCGAAAAAAGUAAAAGGCGCUUUCAAGAAGGCAUUGUCUACGGUGGCAAAGAUAAUCAUAAAGGAGGCUGUAAAAGGCACAGGGAAGAAGCUUGCAGAGCAUUUGGAAUCACGGUCCCGCAGUGAAGAAAACCCCAGCGACAAGAACACCACCAGCAAUGGCGAAUAGAUUCUUGACGGUGUUGCUCUGGACGAAACGCUCACUGAAACCGAACAGGAAUUCAACUGCACUAUUGUUGAAGUUUUCAGGAUAGAAUAACGCGUGGUUUUGGCGUAACAGAUUAUAGUAAAACAUAUAUUAUGUAGAUAUAUGCAUAGUUUUUUUUAAAUGUAAUAUAUACGUGUAGUAAAGAGGAAAGAAAGAA